AUUGAGAAAAUGAAAACGUCAUCAUUUUCUCUCUGAAGAUGUGACAAAUGAAUCUGUUGGCAAUUCCUGAUGUAAAAAUUUGAACAUAUGUGCUUAUUUUAAUAAAAUCAGUGUAUACCACAUAUUAUCAUUCUAAAAAAAUAUGAAAAUAAAGAUAAGCUAUCCACCAUUGUAAAUAAACUUACCAGUGCUAAUUGCCGUCAAAAUUAUCGUCAUAAUUUCCAAGUCAAAACUAAAGAAUUGUGCUAGUGAUAAAUUGUCAAUUUAUUUUCGGAAUUUUGCUUGUUUUUCUUUUAAUUUUAACAAUGGUAAGUUUUGAAAGAAAUUUUUAAAGAAAAAUGUACCUUUGGAAUUCACCGGCUUAUAAUAUUCCUCAACCUGGCAUACAGGAAACGGCAUCACCUACCAGUUUAGAUGAUCAGGAAAAAUUGCUUAACGAUGCCAUACGUAUUGUUCGUGAUCAAGCAUUUCAAAUGAAACGUUUCCUUGACAAAGGCCGUCUUAUGGAUGCGUUGAAAUGUGCUAGCACCAUGUUAGGAGAACUAAGAACGUCCUUGUUAUCGCCAAAGAGCUACUAUGAACUUUAUAUGGCUAUUACUGAUGAAUUAUGUCAUUUGGAACUAUAUUUGUUAGAAGAAUUUCAAAGAGGAAGAAAGGUUGCUGAUUUGUAUGAACUUGUUCAGUACGCUGGAAAUAUAGUUCCAAGAUUGUAUUUGCUAAUCACAGUUGGUCUCGUUUAUAUUAAAACCAAUAAUGCUUUGAAACGUAGUAUAUUAAAAGAUUUAGUCGAAAUGUGCCGUGGAGUGCAGCAUCCCUUAAGAGGAUUAUUUUUGCGAAAUUAUUUACUACAAUGCACUCGAAAUAUUCUACCUGAUGUUACUGUUGCUGAAGAUGAAAAUGAAGGAAAUGUAUCCGACGCAAUUGAUUUCGUGCUCAUGAAUUUUGCCGAAAUGAAUAAGCUUUGGGUGCGAAUGCAACACCAAGGUCACUCAAGCGAAAAAAAUAGAAGAGAAAAAGAGCGUGAAGAACUAAAAAUAUUAGUGGGAACAAAUUUGGUUAGACUAUCGCAAUUAGAUUCGGCAACACUUGAAACUUAUCAAAAGUGUAUUUUACCAGGUAUAUUAGAGCAAGUCGUUAGUUGCAGGGACGCAAUAGCACAAGAAUAUUUAAUGGAAUGCAUAAUACAAGUUUUUCCUGACGAAUUUCAUUUGUUGACACUGGAUCCAUUCCUCAAAUCUUGCGCCCAACUAGAAUCAGGCGUGAAUGUAAAAAAUAUUAUCAUAUCUCUCAUAGAUAGGCUAGCAGCGUAUAAUCAACGAAAUGGAAAAUUUGUUGGAAAUGGCGAAGAAAUUGGGCCAGUCAUUCCUCCAGAAGUUCAAUUAUUUCAAGUAUUUAGUAUACAAAUAGCAAACAUUGUCCAGAUAAGAACUGAUAUGCCACUGGAAGAUACGAUAUCAUUGCAAGUUGCUCUGGUAAGUUUAGCACAAAAAGUUUACCCAGAUCGUGUUGAUUAUGUUGACAAAGUGCUAGAAACAACCGCUCAGAUCCUGGGAUGUCGUAACAUGGUCACAAUUUCAUAUUUUUCUACUGUUAAUCAGGAACUUUCUCGGUUAUUAAGAAUUUGUAUUGAUUUUUAUAAUAAUGCUUUGAUCAUAAUUAAAUUAAAAUACUUUUGCCCAUUGCUUGAAAAAUUUGAUUACACAUCGCGAAAAUCGUUGGCACUUUAUUUGGUAAUGAAUAUAUUGGAUAAUGAAAUAACAAUACCAACUGCCAAUGAAGUUGACAGUAUUUUAACAAUUAUAUCACCUUUAGUUAAAGACGAGGAAAACCAAACUGGGGAUAAAACUGAUCCUGAAGACUUUGCUGAUGAACAAGGUAUUGUCGCAAGAUUUGUUCACCUUCUAAUUUCGCCAGAGCCUGAUAUGCAGUAUAAAAUUUUACAAAUAGCGCGAAAGCAUUUUGGAAAUGGAGGUUCUUUGAGAAUUAAACACGUUUUGCCACCGUUAGUGUUCUCUGCUUAUCAGUUAGCAAAAAAAUAUAAAAACAUUGCCGAAGAAGAUGAAAAUUGGGAUAAAAAAUGCCAGAAAAUAUUACAGUUUUGCCAUAGUACGAUCUCUGCUUUGGCAAAAGCGGAUUUACCAGAAUUGGCAUUGCGUUUGUAUUUACAAGGAGCGUUAACGAUUGAUCAAAUUCAAUACACCAAUCAUGAAACAGUAGCAUAUGAUUUUAUGACACAAGCAUUUUCGUUAUAUGAGGAUGAAAUUUCAGAUUCUAAAGCUCAAUUGGCUGCAAUAACAUUAAUAAUGGCAACUUUCGAACAAAUGACAUGUUUUGGAGAAGAUAACGCAGAACCAUUAAGAUCCAAUUGUGCAUUAGCUUCAGCGAAAUUACUUAAAAAGCCUGAUCAAUGUAGGGGUGUUGUAUCCUGUGCUAGCCUUUUUUGGAGUGGAAAGAAAAAUGGAGAAGAAAUGAGAGAAGAAAAAAGAACGUUAGACUGCCUGAAAAAAGGAGCGAGAAUAGCUUCUCAGUGUUUAGAUGCAGGAGUACAAGUACAACUAUAUGUUGAAUUAUUAAAUAGUUAUCUAUUUUACUUUGAACGUGGUAACUCUUUGGUUACAGUCGCAAUGUUAAAUCAGUUGAUUGGAAAAAUCGAAGAAGAGCUUCCCAAUCUGGAACCUAGUGAAGAAACGAAACAAAUUGAAAUGCAUUAUAAGAAUACUUUAACACACAUUAAAAGUCGAAUGGAAACAACAGACGCAGGUUUAGAAGUGUCAUUUGCUGGAAUCACACUUAAUUGAAGACAACUAAUUGAUGUUCAUAAUAUAUUAGAAAUUAACAACAAUAAUAAAUAUUGUAAUAAUUAUAAUAAUAUCAUUGCUAUUCAUGAAAUAAGAGUUAAGUUUUUGUUGAAAAUAUUCAACAAUUCAAUAACAAAAAUUGUCUUGUUGCAAUUUUUAGGAUUUAAAGUUUUAGGUAAAAAGUAUUAUAUGUAUGAUUUAUAUGA
This is a messenger RNA of Condylostylus longicornis, 3004 nucleotides long. It is a transcript of the gene Vps35, whose product is annotated as vacuolar protein sorting-associated protein 35. The transcript is spliced from 9 exons. The record is from RefSeq and is a predicted model, not a curated record. The coding region runs from base 339 to 2798 and encodes 819 amino acids. Gene Ontology annotation, cellular component: late endosome; retromer complex; retromer, cargo-selective complex. Lineage: Eukaryota; Metazoa; Arthropoda; Insecta; Diptera; Dolichopodidae. Gene Ontology annotation, biological process: intracellular protein transport; retrograde transport, endosome to Golgi.